This is a messenger RNA of Trichoderma asperellum CBS 433.97, 1778 nucleotides long. RefSeq lists its product as uncharacterized. Gene Ontology annotation, molecular function: metal ion binding. Gene Ontology annotation, cellular component: nucleus. The record is from RefSeq and is a predicted model, not a curated record. NCBI's taxonomy places the organism in Eukaryota, Fungi, Ascomycota, Sordariomycetes, Hypocreales, Hypocreaceae.
GCACUGAGCUACUAUCAGUGCACACAAAUCUUCCAUACCCUUGAGGAUCUUAAUACUGUACUAGGCAUAUAACUCGCGAUCCGGAAACGACCAAUAGCCAACAUGUCAGACGAAGACAAAGAGCUGUUGGCGCGCAUCGGUCAACUCGCUGGCCAAAUUAAUCGACACAAAAGUCAGCAAGCCAACUACCGCUCCGUCCCGCCAUCCCAUCACCCUGGGCGUCAUCGAGGAAAUGCGUAUCGUCAAGCAAGCGCGCCUUAUCCGACCAGAGGCUACAGCGGCCGGCCAGCCGCCACACACCGCAACAGAACACUGCAUCUCAACGCUUCGGCAUCUGCUUCAGGGUCUGCCUCCAGCUCGGCCGCCCCCAGCCCUGCUCCUACGACACCGGGCUGGGUGACCAAAAACGAUCGCCACCGCCAGCUCAUAAACGCUAAUAUAUAUGAGAAAGAAAGCCAAAAUCGGGCCAAGGCUAUCGAAGAGACUCGCCAGAGAAGAAUUCAAGAGCAGAAGCGCCGGGAGAAGCAGCGAUUUAGCGAAUACCUUCGCCACCAGGCCACAGUGGACGGAUUUCCAAGCACAAGCACUAAUCCCGCAGUGACGAAUGAAAUAACGGUCAACGGUAUUCGCUUCCGCGUCUUAGAUGGAGGGAAAAAACUUGUUAAGACGCUCGGUGACCCUUCCCCCCCUAAUAUGACGCCAAAGAUGACUGUCAUUGCUGGUGUCAAGUUCCAUCGUACAAAGACUGGAAAUCUUGUGGCGCAGAGGAUAGUCAAAGAUCACCGUCGAUCCGGUACGGUCAAAAAACUUGAUCAACGAUGCAAAAUCUUUUCAACGACUGGUUCCUGUUCAAAAGGCCCAGCCUGCCGAUACGUUCAUGACCCCGACAAGGUGGCUCUUUGCAAGGAUUUCUUGAAAGACGGCAAGUGUCCCAACGGCGAGUCUUGCGAUCUCUCUCAUGAGCUUACCCCAGAACGUGUCCCGAAUUGUUUGCACUUUGCCAAAGGACAAUGCUCCCGGCCUGACUGUCCCUUUACUCACUCCAAAGCCUCCCCAAGUGCCCCCGUGUGUGCGGCAUUUGGCUUCUGUGGAUACUGUGACAAGGGUGCAGACUGCACCGAUCGCCACGUCUUUGAAUGCCCAGACUUCAGCAAUACCGGUAUCUGUAAAACCAGAGGAUGUAAGCUGCUCCAUCGUGAGAGGGCAAGCGUCCUCCGAAACCAGGCCAAACAGCGCGACGAGGCCCAGGAUGUCUCCAGCGAAGAUGAGUCAGUCGAUUCUGACGAUGUCGAUUCUGACGAAGUGGCCGAGUUCCUCGAGGGCGAUUCCGAUGACUCUGACUUUGACAACCCAAAGGACUAUCUCCCCCUUUAACCGAGUCAAAGUAGAUUAGACGGCCAUCGUCCUUGGAUAUGUCGAAUCGUUCACUAUUCAGCGCCUCUGCAGUUUCAUACCUUCAACUUUUUUUGGAGACUACAUGCUAUGCUUUUUAUUCUUGUUUUUUUUUUUUUUAAUUUAAUUUAGCAAGCAGUAAAUUCUACGACGAGACAUGACGCUCUUGUCGGCUGGGGGUGGGCUUUAUACUAAGAUACCCUUUUAUUCAGCAUUUUAACAUCAUGUUUUCUUCUCCUCCUUUAACAGCUGCAGAGGUGCAAAUAAAACGAUGAUUACAAUGCCGAGAGAGAAAAGGAAGAGAAAAAGAAUAAAGGGAAGAGAAGACUUUAUUGUCAGGAAAGAAAAAUACAUGUUCGUAAAGGAAAGAGGAUAAAAAGAUUGAG